AUGAACUCCAAAGUCUUGCUUCCAGAGUGUGCGCCGCCGCCACACGCUGGUCCGCGCAACAUCGAGACAGGCGGGUGCGCAAAGAUCCUGGAGUAUGCCAACUGGCUGGGCAUGGAUGUGGAGAAGGAGAGGGAGCUGCUCUGGAUCGCUCGAGAGGGUCUCAAGGCGCCGCUGCCGCAGGAAUGGAAGCCCUGCAAAACCCCCAAUGGAGACAUCUACUACUUCAACUUUGCAACCGGGGAGAGCAUAUGGGACCACCCCUGCGACGGCUUCUACCGGAACCUGUACCAGCAAGAGAAAGCCAAGCACACGGCGGGCCUGCAGCAGGGAGACGCACACCAGCAGCGGGGCCAGCAGGCGCACUUGCAGCAGGAGAUGGUUGCUCAGGCGCACCAGCAGCUGUUUCAGCAGGCACAGCAGCAACAGCAGCAACAGCAGCAACAGCAGCAGCAGCCGCAGCAGCAGCAGCAGCAGCAGCAGCAGCAGCAGCCACUUCUGCAUCCACAGCAGCAGCAACUGGUGCAGGCGGCAGCGCAGCAGCAAACCUUCCAGCAGCAGCAGCAGCAGCAGCAGCAACAGCUGGCAUCGCAACAGCAGCUGGCCGCACAGCAACACGCCCUGAUCCUGCAGCAGCAGCAGCAGCAGCAGCAGCAGGCGCAACAGCAGCAGCAGGCGCAACAGCAGCAGCAGGCGCAACAGCAGCAGCAACCCCGCGCGCUGGGCGGGGCGCUGGGCGGCGCCCAGGCGGCGUCGCAGGUGUCAGAGUGGCGCGUCGCUGAGGAGGUGUCGGAUCAGGAGCAGCGGCGGCGCGUCAGGCAGCGGUUGGAAGAGGAGCGCGGACGCUGGGAGCGCCAGCUGCAGGCCGAGGCGCAAGAGCAGCGCGCCGCGCUCGACGCCGCGCACGCGCAGCGGCUCUGGGCGCUGCGGCAGGAGUACUCCGAGCGCGAGCGCGCACACGAGCAGCAGCUGGCUGCCGAGGUGCAGGAGGCCGCGCGGCGGCGCGAGGCCGAGGCGGCAGACGCGCAGGAGGCGGCGCUGGCGGCACUGGUAGAGCGCCAGCGCGCCGCGCUCGCCGAUGCGCAGGCCGCGCUCGCCGCGGCGGCGGCGCCCGCGGGCCGCGCCGCGGGCGGCGCCGACGGUGUCCGUGAGAGCGUGGAGGAGGCGGCGCGCGAGCGGGCCGCCGCGGAGGGCAGCGCGCUGCUGCGGCGGCUGCUGGAGGAGCAGCGGGCGCGGAUCGAUGGGGAGGUCGCGGCCGAGGGCGAGCGCUACCGCGCGACCGCGCGCGCGGAGCUGCUGCAGCGGCUGGGCGGCGAGCUGGACGGCGCGCUCGCCGACGCGGCGGCGCGGCUCGAGGCGCGGCGGCGCGAGCUCGAGGAGCUGGACGGCGCGGUCGCGGCCAAGGCGGCGCUGCUGCUCGAGCUCGAGCAGCGCGCGGCGGGGGCCGCCGCGGCGGCGGGGCAUGACGGUGGCGCAGGCGAUCCGCGGCGGCGGGCGGAGGAGGAGCAGGAGCAGCAGCAGCGGCUCGCCGCGCUGCAGCGCCAGGUUCGGGCAGAGCAGGACGCGCUGGCCGCGGCCGAUGCGGAGCUCGCCGAGCGGCGGCGCCGCGCGGCGGAGGCCGAGGCGUCCGCGUCGGCCGCCGAGGCGGCGGCCGCCGCGGCCAAGCGGCAGCUGGCCGGCUUGGAGGCAGAGGCGGUCGCGGCCGCGGCGGAGCAGCAGGCCAGCAAUGCGGAGCUGGCGUUCGCGCGGCGGCGGCUCGAGUCGCUGAAGGACGACUGCGCGCGCCGGCAGACGGCCCUGGAGGCGCUCGACCGCGAGGUCUCCGCGCGCACCGCGCAGCUGCAGCGGCUCGCCGCCGACGUCGCCGGCCGCAAGGCCGAGUCGGGGCGCCUCGAGGCGGGGCUGAGCGACGCGCUGCGGCGCAAGUCGGACGCCGAGUUCGAGGCCGCGGAGCGGCGGCUCGAGCGCGCCAAGCGCGCCCUGGACGAAACCGAGGCCGAGCUCGCGUCACGCAAGGCGGCGCUGGCGGACGCCGCGGCCGACCUGGGGACCACGUCCGCGGCGCUGAAGCAGGCGGACGCGGCGCUGGCAGCGCGCAGGAGCGAGCUGGCGGGCGUGUCGCAGCGCCUGGACGCUGCCGCUCGCGACAGCUACGCCGCCGCAAAGGGUCUGCUGACGGAGGAAGAGCUGCGCUUGCUGGAGAGCGAGCGGCGCGCCAUGGAGCUGCGCGUGGGGGCGCAGAUCGAGGCCGAGGAGGCGCGCGCACUGGCGGCGGCGCGGCGGCGCAUCGAGCGGCAGGCGGAGCAGGAACAGGUGCACGACUGGCUCGACUCCCACAGCGCACCCAGCAUGCGCCGCGGCAUGGGAACUGCGUCCGCGCACGGCGAGCGGCGAGCGCCCGACGCCGCCCAGCCCCCACAAAAAGGCGGCAGCCGCGCCUCGACGCUGCGGCUGCCGCAAAAGCCUGAGCAGGACGCGCCCGGCGAGGGCGCGGCUGAGGAGGGUGGGCGGCGGAGCGCCGCUGAUCGCGGCGGCGUGCCUGCACGGGAGCCCGGCGGGAGCGAGCGGGAUGACGGACUGCGGCGGCUGCGGCCGCUGCGCACCAGCACCAGCAGCGACAGCGGCAGCGGCAGCAACGACAGCAGCAGCGGCAGCGAGGCGGACGAGGACGGGGGCCGGCGCAACGCGCGCAGCCAGCGCCAGCCCGCCGCCCGCCGCGGCUCCCGAGAGCGCUGCGCGCGCCGCAGCCGCGCGUCGCCGCCGGCCGCCCGGCAUAGCAACGGGUCGGCGGGCGCGGCGGCGGCGGCGGCGGCGGCAGCACUUGAGGCCUUGGGGCUCGACCUGCGCCACUACGGCGCCCUGCUGUCCCGCGCGCGUGCAUUCCUGCAGCAGCAGCGCCGCUUCGUGCGGGAGCGGCAGGAGGCAAUCCUGGCCGCGCAGGCGCAGUGGCGCAGCGACUACGAAGCGCUCGAGGCGCGGCGGCGCGGCGACGGCGACGGCGCGGGCAGCGGCGGGGCGGAGGGCGGCGGCGGGGGCUCGGCGGCGGCGGCGGCGCAGCUGCGGCGCGUGAAGGGCGUGCUGCAGCAGCAGGUGCACGAGCUUAACGGCAAGACGCGGCGGCUCAAGGCGCUCAAGGCGCAGGUGAAGGACCUGGAGAGCCAUGUCACCAUCCUCAGCCACCGCGCGCAGGCCAUGCGCGAGGGCAGUGCGCCCCCACCUGGGGCGGCGCCCACCUGGCCGCCGCAGCACCAACUGCGCGGCAGCUGCAGCCGCAACGGGUUGGCUGACUCCUGGCCUCUCCUGCAGCAGCAGCAGCCACCCGGCAGCUUAGCCCAUGCCCUGGGCUCGCUGGGUGCCGCGGGCGGCGGCAGCCUGGGCGGCGACGCGGGCGUGUCGGACUCGUUCUGCCGUAUACGCGCGGCCCUGGAGGGGGCGCUGAUCGCAGCCAGCGGUCACCUGAGCGCCACCGCGCCUGCUGACCGGUACUCACACCAGCCGCUGGACGGCUGGGGCCCCGCUGGCAGCAGCUGGGGUCUGGGCACGCUGGUGCACAGCCGGCCAGGCCUGCGCAGCGGGCAAGGUUUCGGCACGCAUCAGCACCACCCUCGGCAGCAGCAGCAGCGGCAGCAGCCGCCAGCCUUUUGGGGCACAUGGGUGCAGGAUGGCGAAGCAGACCAAGCGGAAGCGGAGCCCUGGACAGCAGUGGUGCCGCCCCAGGGCCCGCACGCGUCGGGCGAGGCAGUCGAUGCUAGCGGGGGUCCCCGAGACCGACAGCCGGGCCGGGAGCAACAGCAGCAGCCGCAGCAGCAGCAGCCGUGGGAGCAGGACGCCAUGCUGCACGGCGGGACCAGCUAUUCCAGUCUGGACUUCCUCACACGAUGGAAGGACGAGCGGGAGAUGGGCCAGGCGAUGCUGCGUGAGCACUCACACUGGCUCAAGGGCUUCCGUGAGCAGCUCGCCGCCAGCGGCAGGGCGGUUGGUGCGGUGCGGUGA
Monoraphidium neglectum is the source of this 3990-nucleotide messenger RNA. Its product is annotated as Centrosomal protein. Lineage: Eukaryota; Viridiplantae; Chlorophyta; Chlorophyceae; Sphaeropleales; Selenastraceae. Bases 1 to 3990 code for a protein of 1329 amino acids. Gene Ontology annotation, molecular function: protein binding. The transcript is spliced from 14 exons. The record is from RefSeq and is a predicted model, not a curated record.